UACAUUACGCGAAGCCACACAAGAAGCAGAUUUCACACGGGCGAUAUCGAUGCAGAUGACCUCAACAUCUGCAUCCUUUGCGAAGACACUCAACCACCAUUGGACGACCCUGCUGAUGAAGACGUUAUGGAAAGAGCGGUUGUACUUUGGUGGUGCUGUACGAGCUGUCAAGCAUGGGCACACAGGGACUGCAUGCGAUAUAGAGACUGCCCUGUGUGCGAUGGAGUAUUUGAGCCUACGGGCAAGUUUACUUGAAAAUUGUAAAUAAUU
This is a messenger RNA of Strongylus vulgaris, 270 nucleotides long. The record is from the annotation of a GenBank genome assembly. Lineage: Eukaryota; Metazoa; Nematoda; Chromadorea; Rhabditida; Strongylidae.